AAAGCAACUGCACACACGCGAACGCUCCGCAUCGAUGAUUUCUCUGCUCGCGGCGAGGGUCAGUAUACCUCCAACAACGGUUACAGCUCUUUCUGGCACAUCAAUCGGCCUGCGAAGUCUUUCGCGGCUCGCGCAGAAUCGGCAAGCUCUGGUUCCGGCGUCCUCACGUGCCUUCUACACCUGGAUUCGCGAUGACGUCGUCAGAAUAACCAGGCUCCCUAUAGUCACGAGAAUACAAAGGCCAUGUAGCAUACGGCCCACUAGUUUGUUCAGCACGUCGACUACUCGAAGACUCAAGCUUGAAAAUGAAGUAAACAGUUCUCGCAGUAAUGCAGAGCACUCGAAUACAUCAACAUCCGCCAAACUCACCACAACGUUGAAAUCGACACUCAAGCUUGACAAGCCUCGUCAUGAACAGAUUUACAACCUUCCAAACAUCCUCACCUUCUCUCGACUCAUAGCCACUCCUGUAGUCGGCUACCUAAUCGUCCACAAUCAACACUUCUAUGCCUUCUCUCUCUUCGCCUAUGCCGCCUUCUCCGACCUGCUUGACGGCUGGAUCGCCCGCCGCUGGAACUUACAGACCGUCAUCGGUAGCGUAGUCGAUCCUAUGGCCGACAAGCUUCUAAUGACGACAUUGGUGACAUGCUUGGCUGUCAAUGGGAGUCUACCUAUGCCGCUGGCUGCGCUUAUUCUAGGUAGAGAUGUGAGUCUGGCCAUGAGUGCCUUUUACUAUCGCUAUGCUAGUCUACCGGCGCCUAAAACGAUGGCGAGGUAUUGGGACUUUAGUCUGCCAAGUGCAGAGGUGCAUCCCACGACCAUAUCAAAGUUCAACACCUUCCUACAAUUGAGUUUGCUUGGUACACUUCUCUGUACCAACUUGCUGCAUGAUCCUUCGGCUACGACUUCCGCUGCAGGUGGUCUACUCAUGUCCAUUCAGGAUUUUCUAGGAGGUGAACAGGGUGUCAAGACGAUGAUUCAGGGCAUCUCCGGUAUUGUGGCUAGUACGACCAUCUACAGUGGUCUUGAGUACACUUGGUCGAGAAAGGCAGUCGUUAUUCUGGGCGGAAACGAAGCACUGAAGAAGAAACAGAGCUUCCGUGGGAGGAUGAUCAUGGCAAGUGGCUUCGGUUCUUUCAUUGCACUGGCAGUAUAUCUUUGGUACAACGGCGAGGCCGAGAGAAACAUUAAAGAAGAGGCCAACAAAAAACUGGGUACUAAAAGUGUUUGAGAGUUUAUGUGUAUAGUAGAGCAUUUCGGUCUGGCUUUUCAAGAUCGGAAUAAGAAAAAUGAAGUCGUGAAACUUA
Molecule: messenger RNA, 1307 nt
Organism: Pyrenophora tritici-repentis Pt-1C-BFP
Lineage: Eukaryota; Fungi; Ascomycota; Dothideomycetes; Pleosporales; Pleosporaceae
Product: CDP-OH-P-transf domain containing protein
Biological process (GO): cardiolipin biosynthetic process
Cellular component (GO): mitochondrion; membrane
Molecular function (GO): cardiolipin synthase (CMP-forming) activity
Source: RefSeq, a predicted model, not a curated record